ACGGAUCAUUUGUCAGAGGAGUACCCCAUUGAACUCGUAAAAAGCUACUAUCAAUUUUAGCAACUCCGAUUGAAUCAGAAACCCUAAAUUUCGAUCCGGAGGAAUAAGAAGAAAAUUGAAAGAUGAAAAGAGUUUUCGGCAUUAAGAAAGAAACACAACCUCCUCCCUCCGUUCAAGAUGCUUCCGAUAGGAUUAAUAAAAGAGGUGAGACAGUGGAAGAGAAAAUCAAGAAGCUUGACGUUGAACUUGCAAGAUACAAGGAACAGCUGAAGAGGACUCGACCAGGUCCAGCUCAGGAAGCUAUAAAAGCUCGAGCAAUGAGGGUUUUGAAACAAAAGAGAAUGUAUGAAGGUCAACGUGACAUGCUAUACAAUCAGACAUAUAACCUAGACCAGGUCUCAUUUGCUGCUGAGGGAAUCAAAGAUGCUCAGCAAACAAUGGCGGCUUUGAAGUCAGCAAACAAAGAAUUAAAAGGAGUGAUGAAAACUGUGAAUAUUCAAGACGUAGAUAACUUACAAGAUGAAAUGGUGGACCUGAUGGACGUAAGCAAUGAAAUUCAAGAGACUCUUGGUAGAAGCUAUGGUGUGCCUGAUGACGUUGACGAAGAAGAGCUCAUGGGUGAGCUUGAUGCUUUGGAAGCGGACAUGGAAACUGAAGGUGAAGGUGUCCCUUCAUAUCUACAACCUGAUAAGGAACCAGAUCUUGAUUCAGAGCUUAACUUGCCAUCAGCACCAAUGGGGUAUGCACCAACACCAGCAGGCAGAGCUAACACCCAGGCUGAAGAUGAACUAGGAUUACCUGCUGUCCCUCGUGCAUCACUUCGUGGUUAGGAGAGUUUUUGAAUAACUUGGUGUAAACACAGUGUGCAGAGCAUAUGCUUAUUGCUAAUUACUUCUCUGGAGGAUUAAGGGUGAUUUAGCAUAAUUAUAACAGUCAGAUUUGUGAUUAAUGAUUGUAUGCUCAUUUUAGAAUCCUAAUCCUAUAUCAAUAAAGAACAGAAAUCGUCUGCUAAGUUCAUAAGA
Nicotiana attenuata is the source of this 1022-nucleotide messenger RNA. Its product is annotated as charged multivesicular body protein 5-like. Bases 123 to 830 code for a protein of 235 amino acids. The transcript has 7 exons. Gene Ontology annotation, biological process: vesicle budding from membrane; late endosome to vacuole transport via multivesicular body sorting pathway. NCBI's taxonomy places the organism in Eukaryota, Viridiplantae, Streptophyta, Magnoliopsida, Solanales, Solanaceae. The record is from RefSeq and is a predicted model, not a curated record. Gene Ontology annotation, cellular component: multivesicular body.